Molecule: messenger RNA, 1877 nt
Organism: Amborella trichopoda
Lineage: Eukaryota; Viridiplantae; Streptophyta; Magnoliopsida; Amborellales; Amborellaceae
Product: beta-glucosidase 31
Biological process (GO): carbohydrate metabolic process
Molecular function (GO): beta-glucosidase activity
Source: RefSeq, a predicted model, not a curated record
AAAGUACCAGGAGAAUCAAGAAAAAACAGGCCAUAUCUCCAUAGAAAGCCUAUAAAGGACCCCAUAGAUAGAGAUAGAGCGAGAGGAGAAAGAGAUGAGGAGAGUCUUGGUGCUUUUACUGCUGUUUCUCUCUUCUCAAACUGAAGCUACAGUCCCUUUCACUGAGCUUAAGAGGCAACACUUCCCACCAGGAUUUAUAUUUGGCGCUGGUUCCUCUGCUUACCAGGUUGAAGGUGCAUUUGCAGAGGAUGGGAGAAAACCCAGUAUCUGGGACACUUUUGUGCAUACUGGGCGUAUGCCUGGUCAAGUCACAGGGGAUGUCGCCUCUGAUCAAUAUCACAAAUACAAGGAAGAUGUGAAGCUUAUGCAUGAGAUGGGUUUGGAUGCUUAUAGAUUUUCCAUAUCCUGGUCUCGGCUUAUUCCUGAUGGAAGAGGAAGCGUUAACCCCAAGGGUUUGGAGUAUUACAAUAAUCUCAUCAAUGAAUUGCUCAGCCAUGGAAUUGAAGCUCAUGUUACCCUAUUUCACUUUGAUCUACCCCAAUCCCUCGAGGAUGAGUACAAUGGAUGGUUGAGCCCAAAGAUAAUUGAAGAUUUCACUGCAUAUGCAGAGGUUUGUUUUAGAGAAUUUGGAGAUAGGGUGAGUUCCUGGAGCACCGUCAAUGAACCCAAUAUCUUACCGUUAAUGAGUUAUGAUGUUGGACUCUUUCCACCAUGUCGUUGUUCAUAUUCUUGGGUAGUCCAUUGUUCUGAGGGAAAUUCAUCAGUUGAACCAUACGUCGUUGCACAUAACUUCUUACUGGCACAUGCAGCAGUUGUUCGUCUAUAUCGAGAAAAAUACCAGGCUAAACAAAAGGGGAAAAUAGGAAUCACACUCCUAGCAUUUUGGCUUGUACCUCUUACGAACUCAUCGACAAAUAUCGAUGCUUCCAAACGCGUUAGAGAUUUUCACCUUGGUUGGUUUAUGGAUCCCCUAGCGAAAGGUGACUACCCUGUUACGAUGAAAAAGAUUGUGAAGGCCCGUCUACCAAAGUUUACAAAGACAGAGUCGAAGUUGUUAAAGGGUUCAUUUGAUUUCAUUGGACUUAACCACUAUUCUACAAUGGGUGUAGAAGAUUAUCGUUUUACAUUACGUACAAAAAGAUUGGACUACAUUACCGAUGUCUCCGCCAAAUUAAAAGUUUGGAGGAACAUUUUUGUAUCACCUACCGAGGAAGACGGUUCUUCAUUUGAAUAUCUUUCGCAGGGUUUGCCACGACUGUUGAAGUAUAUAAAGCAAUAUUACGGAAAUAUUGCAUUAAUGAUCCAUGAAAAUGGUCUGGGACUUGUUGACAGUCCUAGCACUCCACUUCUUAUGGAAGCUGCAGAUGAUGGUAUAAGAGUAAAGUACCUUGAACAAUACAUGGGAAGUUUACUCUCAUCUAUAAGGAAUGGGUCGAAUGUGAAGGGGUAUUUUGUGUGGUCAUUCUUGGAUACUUUUGAGUUUGGUUUUGGUUAUAUGGCUCGUUUUGGUCUCUAUAGUGUGGAUUUUGAAGACAAGCAUAGGAGGAGGUAUCCCACUCUCUCUUCCAAAUGGUACACCAAUUUCCUUGUUAAAAAUAAUCAACAAAGAGAGCUUGGGCAUUUGAUUCUCUCUCAUGGGCAAGACCUUCUCUUUUCUCUCAAGUCAAAGUUCCGAUAGAAACAUAAACUUUUACUCAUAUGUGAGGAACAAUAACAUUAUUGGGUCCUAAAUCUAUGAGCAGUAUUUCUUUUUAUUAUUAUUUUAUAAAAAACAGGUAGGGGCCUUCUCUCCCACUUAUUUGCGGAAAAAAAAAAAACCUUGUCACUGUAGUAGGAAUAUCUUGAUUUAAUGGAAUUGGAACGCUGGUGAUACUGGA